This is a messenger RNA of Amphibalanus amphitrite, 6084 nucleotides long. Its product is annotated as multidrug resistance-associated protein 1-like. The record is from RefSeq and is a predicted model, not a curated record. NCBI's taxonomy places the organism in Eukaryota, Metazoa, Arthropoda, Thecostraca, Balanomorpha, Balanidae. The coding region runs from base 668 to 5368 and encodes 1566 amino acids. Gene Ontology annotation, cellular component: membrane. Gene Ontology annotation, biological process: transmembrane transport. Gene Ontology annotation, molecular function: ABC-type transporter activity; ATP binding; ATP hydrolysis activity. The transcript is spliced from 31 exons.
ACAAACAUAAAUCGUGUGGCAAAGAGUACGGGACAGUUUGGUUGUUUGGAUUUAGUACUUUCGCUGCCCCGUACGGGAUCGUGAAAGUGACCCUUGCGUCAAAAUCGCGAAAAGAUACUUGACAUCAAAGAUAAUUUUAACGGCGAAUAUCAACAACAUUGUAAAAUCAUUUUACCCCGGGUAAAAACAGGAUCGGGUGAGGUUGUCUUUCAGGAUCGUUUAUCUCAGCGAUUAAUUGUGUAAAUUUCAAUUAAAACUAACAAAGGCACAGAGCUAGGCCUUCCUCAAGAUUCACAUCAAGCGCACUUGCACCCUAUUCAACUGUCGACCCAGUAACCUUGAGUCGAUUGACCUAUAAUAGUCCAGUGCCAGGCAAAUGUAAACAUCCCUCAGAACGCACGGCGCACCAAGUCACUCUCAUUUGUUCUAAAUAAACCAGUGAGCCUCGCGUUGACAGUGUGGAAGUGUGUGGAAAAACGAUCAAAUAUGUCAAGGAAAUUCACUCGUCCAAGCUAAGUGAUCAACACUAGACCAACAUGCAUCAGAGUUCAAAAGGGCGACACAUAUUUCAAGACGCAGAAGUCGGCAUUUGGAAAGGAAAAUCGAUAAAAUGGGCAGACCCAUACGACCUCAGGAGUUAAAAGCCGUCUCCCAGUAACCACUCAAAAUGAGUGGCCUAGGCGGCUAUUGCCACUCUGAGUUCUGGAACACAAACCUGACAUGGGACGCCGACGUUCCCGACUUCACUCCCUGUUUCGAGCGCACUGUGCUGGUAUGGGUGCCGUGUGGCUUCCUCUGGCUCUUCUCGCCAGUGGAGACUCUCAUGGUGCUCCGAUCCAACGACCGCUUCAUACCCUGGACCGUCCUCAACAUCUGCAAAUACCUGUUCGCGUCUGUGCUGCUGAUUCUGCAGCUGGGUGGUCUCAUCUACGCCGUCACACAACACUCCAGUGACCCGGACUCUAUACGAUCGGUGGACAUCUACACACCCGUCAUACUGUUCGUCUCAAUAGCAUUGGCGCUGGUGUUCAUGCUGUUUGAAAAGCGGCGCGGCAUACGAACGUCAGGCGUGAUAUGGGUGUUCUGGACGCUGCUGGCGUUCUGCGGUAUCGCAGAGUUCCGCACACGCAUCAUGAACGCCACAGGCGAUGAGAGGGUUGACCAGGACACGACGCCGUUCGUGCUCUACAUGAUCUACUUCCCAGUGCUGUUUGCCGAGUGGCUGCUCAACUGUUUCGCCGACGCGCCUGCGCAGUAUGUCGAGGAUGAGAUCAAGGGAGACAAACCGUCCCCGAAGGCGAGUUCGUCCUUCAUCAGCAACAUCACGUUCGCGUGGUUCGAGCCGAUGGCGUUCAGAGGCUGGCGGCACUCGCUGCAGCGGGACGACCUGUGGGACCUGAACCCUGCCGACCGGUGCUCCAAGAUCGUGCCCGUCUUCAACAGCCACUGGUACAAACUGCUGGAGAAGAGCCGAAGUCGAGCGCCGCCCAGAGUACAGAAAGUGGAGUUCACCAAAACCACCGACGACGUGGCCUUCAGCGGCCAGAAACGCGCCUACAAGCGCGCCUCCAUCCUCCCGGCACUGAUCAAGACGUUCGGCGGCUCCUUCCUGCUGGGUGUGCUCCUCAAGUUCAUCAACGACACCCUGCAGUUCAUCAACCCGCAGAUCCUGAGUAAGAUCAUCAGUUUCGUGAGCGACCCUAGCCAGCCGUCGUGGCACGGCUACUUCUACGCGGUACUCAUGGUGUGCGUCAACAUGCUGAUGUCGGCUGUGCUCAACCAGUACUUCCUGGUGAUGAUGACCCUUGGCAUGCGGGUCAGGACGACUCUCAUCGCCGCCGUCUACAGGAAGGCCCUAGUGAUCAGUAACCUCGCCCGACGCGAGUCGACCGUGGGUGAGAUCGUGAACCUGAUGGCCGUGGACGCUCAGCGCUUCAUGGACCUGGCCUCGUACAUCUGCCUGCUGUGGUCGGCGCCAUACCAGAUCAUCCUGGCCGUCUACUUCCUCUACCAGGAGCUCGGCCCCUCUGUGUUCGCUGGCCUGGCUGUGAUGAUCCUACUGAUGCCUGUGAACGGCUUUAUCGCCAACGCCACCAAGAAGCUGCAGCUGCAGCAGAUGAAGUACAAGGACCAGCGUGUGAAGCUGAUGAACGAGAUCCUCAGUGGCAUUAAGGUGCUGAAGCUGUACGCGUGGGAGCCGUCCUUCGAAGAACAGGUGCUCGGCAUCCGUCAGCAGGAGAUCCGCGUGCUCAGGAAGACAGCCUACCUCAACGCCGGAACCUCGUUCAUCUGGACUUGCGCUCCGUUCGUGGUCUGCCUCGCGUCGUUCGCCACCUACGUACUGGUCGACUCCGAUAACGUACUGGACAGUCGGCGCGCGUUCGUGGCGCUGGCACUGUUCAACGCGCUGCGCUUCCCCCUCUCCAUGCUGCCCAUGAUCACCAUCAGCGCCGUGCAGGCCAACGUGUCGCUGACGCGUAUGAACAAGUACCUGAACAGUGACGACCUGGACGACCAGGCCGUGUCUCACGACACCACUGAGAGUGACCCGGUGGUGGUGGAGAACGGCACGUUCACCUGGGACCCCGAGUCCACUCCCUACCUGCAGGACAUCAACAUGCGUGUCAAGGAGGGCAGCCUGGUGGCCGUGGUGGGCACCGUCGGCUCCGGCAAGUCGUCCCUGCUCAGCGCGCUGCUCGGAGAGAUGGAGAAGGUCGGCGGACGCGUCAACACCAAGGGAAAUGUGGCGUACGUGGCGCAGGAGGCCUGGAUCCAGAACGCCACGCUCAAGGAUAACAUUCUGUUCGGCCGGACGCUGGACGAGGACCUGUAUAACCGCUGUGUGGACGCCUGCGCGCUGCGGAGCGACUUUGACAUGCUGCCCGGCGGAGACAAGACCGAAAUUGGCGAGAAGGGUAUCAACCUGUCUGGCGGCCAGAAGCAGCGCGUGGCGCUGGCUCGCGCCGUUUACAGUAACAGCGACAUCUACUUCCUGGACGACCCGCUCUCGGCCGUCGACUCGCACGUCGGAAAACACAUCUUCGAGAACGUCAUCGGGCCCGAGGGCAUGCUCAGCAAAAAGACUCGCAUUCUGGUGACGCACGGUAUCACCUACCUGCCAUACACGGAUACCAUCACGGUGCUGAAGGAGGGCCGCGUCUCGGAGACGGGGCCCUACAAGCAGCUGAUGGACAACAAGGGCGCCUUCUCCGAGUUCCUGCUCCAGUACCUGACAGAGGCCGGCGAAGACGAGGACGUAGAGGAACUGGAUGAGAUCAAGCACCAGCUGGAGGAGACUAUGGGCCGCCAGGAGCUGCAGCGACAGAUGUCCCGCGUCAAACGCGAGUCCGAAUGCCCCAGCGAAGACGGCAGUAUACCGGAACUGAAGAGUGACGAGGUGACCGAACUGCUCGGCUCUCGGCACUCGAUCACGUCGGUCCACACGAUACAAGUGAAGAGCAGCAGGUCAGCGUCUGUGAUCAGCGGAGAGCGAAACGGCAGCUUACGUCGCCGUAAGAGCAGUCAGACUAAGGACGAGGCCGUUCAGCAGACCCUGCAACCGCAGCCGGUCGCCCCCGCUACUGAACAGAAGGCCGGCGCCAAGCUGAUCGAGGUGGAAAAAUCCGAGACCGGAAAGGUCCAGCUGGCAGUCUACUGGUACUACAUGAAGUCGGUCGGCGUCUUCCUCACCAUGCUCACCUUCAUGUUGUACGUCGCUGCGCAGGCGUGCAGCGUCGGCUCCAACAUCUGGCUCUCCAACUGGACUGAGGAUGUGGAACACUUCAACGACACACACACGCGUAACGUCUACCUGGGAGUGUACGGAGCAUUAGGAUUCGGACAGGCCGUGUUCUCCGUGCUGGCCGCGUUCUCGCUCUACACGUGCCUGCUGAUCGGCGCCCAGAUCAUGCACUCGGAUCUCAUGCACAACGUCAUCCGGCUGCCCAUGUCGUUCUUCGACACCACGCCGCUCGGACGCACCAUCAACCGCUUCAGCAAGGACGUGGACGUGCUGGACAACACGAUGCCGAUGGUGAUACGCGGCUUCAUCAUGACCUUCGUUGUCGUGCUGGGUACGUUCUUUGCCAUCAUUUACGCCACUCCCAUCUUCCUGGCCGUGGUGAUACCUCUUCUCGGAGUCUACUACUUCAUGCAGCUGGUGUACGUGUCCACCUCGCGGCAGCUGAAGCGACUCGAAUCGGUCUCCCGGUCACCGAUCUACUCACACUUCUCCGAGACCAUUACAGGCUCUAUGACGAUCCGCGCCUACGGCAAGGUGCAGGACUUUGUGCUGCAGUCGGAGGCCAAGGUGGACGACAACCAGGCCUGCUACUAUCCGUCCAUGAUCGCUAAUAGGUGGCUGUCGUUCCGGCUGGACAUGAUCGGCACCUGCAUCACCUUCUUCGCCUCGCUGUUCGCCGUGCUGGCCCGCGACUCAAUCGACGUCGGCCUGGUCGGCAUGUCCGUCUCCUACGCCAUGCAGGUGACGCAGACGCUCAACUGGCUGGUGCGCAUGACGUCCGACGUCGAGACCAACAUCGUGGCCGUGGAGCGCAUCAAGGAGUACUCUGAGACGCCCCAGGAGGCCGUCUGGGUGGACGAGAGCCGGCCGCGGCCGCCGCCCGAGUGGCCGCAGUCGGGCCGCGUACAGUUCAACAACUACCAGACGCGCUACCGGCCCGGACUCGAGCUCGUCCUCAAGGGCAUCGACGCCGACAUUGCUGGCGGCGAGAAAAUCGGCAUCGUCGGCCGCACCGGCGCCGGCAAGUCGUCGCUGACGCUGGCGCUGUUCCGCAUCAUCGAGGCGGCCGCCGGAGAUAUCACGCUGGACGGGAUCCGCAUCAGCGACAUCGGCCUGCAUGACCUGCGGUCCAAGAUCACCAUCAUCCCGCAGGACCCGGUGCUGUUCUCGGGCACUCUGCGCCAGAACCUGGACCCGUUCGACCAGUACUCGGACGACCAGGUCUGGGCCGCCCUGGAGCACAGCCAUCUGAAGACGUUCGUCAAGGGACUGGCCGCCGGCCUGCAGCAUGAGAUCAGCGAGGGCGGCGGCAACCUCAGCGUGGGCCAGCGUCAGCUGAUCUGCCUGGGCCGCGCGCUGCUCCGUAAGACCAAGAUUCUGGUGCUGGACGAGGCCACAGCAGCGGUGGACCUGGAGACGGACGACCUGAUCCAGGCCACCAUCCGAUCAGAGUUCGCCGACUGUACCGUGCUCACCAUCGCGCAUCGGCUCAACACCAUCAUGGACAGCACCAGGGUGAUGGUACUGGACGCGGGCCGCAUCAAGGAGAUGGCGCCGCCGUCGCAGCUGCUGGCAGACAAGAGCUCGGCCUUCUACAGUAUGGCCAAGGACGCCGGCCUGGUAUAGUGGCGGCGCGGCGCGCCAGCGUUCUCAGGCAGCUGGGCAGGGCGGGUCGGCCGGCCGCCGGCGGCCGGUCGACUCGGUAGCGGUGCCCGUACACCACUGUGACCUCCGCCCGGACUCUGUGUCUGCGUGUGUGUCAGUCUGAGUGUGCCUGUGUCGGUCUGAUGAAGAGCGCCGCGCACGGCUCGCACCGUGCGGAGAGCGCGUGUGUAUUGUUUACGCACUGUGUGUGUAUGAAGAGCGGUGGAGCGAGUGAGAGUGAGAGACGAGUCGUGGACGAUCCUGCCAGACGAGUCGUUUGUUACUAUUUGUAUCUGGUAUUCGUCGUUCCAUGCGGUACCUGUAGUGUUCUAGAUGUGAUGUGGCGACUACUUGAUCCAUGUAUGGGGACUCUGGCCGGAGCGGCCAGGGCUCCGGCUGGCGCUGAUUGUUUGUUUGUGCGGUGCAGAGGCAUACCGAUGCUGCCAGGAGCUGGUGUCGAGUGGUGGAUCGUUUCUGGAGUUUCGUGAUGACGGAUUAGAUUGCUGGGGGGGGGGGGGGGGUCGAUUUCAUGACAUUGUACCCGGAUGGGGCUACGGCCACGAGUGAUUGCAGUAGGCGGGUAUUGACGUCAGGGCAGGGGCGAGGGCCACGGGCCGCGCGCGCCCCGGCGACCGCAGCAUUCAGAUUGCCAGUGAAGACAGUCGCAUCAUCGAACUACAAUACACGUUACUCGGUUA